AUGGCCCCACAAGCUGCAAGCGAGAAGCUCUACCACGACAAGUUUGUGGACAUCUACUCCGAUCACCUAUGCAUCAAGUCCUACUACUUCCCCUUUGGGAAGGAGAAAAGGAUCGAGAUCCCUUUCAACAACCAUGGAGAGCUCAGCUUCACCACCGAUAGGGACCUGGGGUUUACGCUGCUCGACUGGAAGGCUUGGGGCAGCUCCGUGAACAAGGUCUGGUGGGCACUGGAUUGGACCCGGCGCCCGCUUGGGAGUGGCCGGAAUGUGGGCAUCAUCAUCACCGUGGGGAAUGAGACAUUCCGAAAGGGGUUCAGCGUGGAAGAUGCCACGGCGGCACUGAAAGUCCUUGAAGCGCUGCUCCCAAGGACGGAGCAUCGAACACCCAGGGGAGGUGGGGAGCUGGAGUUGUCUAGGUGA
Molecule: messenger RNA, 420 nt
Organism: Symbiodinium necroappetens
Lineage: Eukaryota; Dinophyceae; Suessiales; Symbiodiniaceae
Source: the annotation of a GenBank genome assembly